AUGCUCUACGAACUGGUGUGCGGAAGGUUACCCUUCGGCAACGAGUCAGCGGAAGAGGAUGACAUCAUCGCAGCGGUCUUGGAGGAGACGUUGGCUUUCCCGCCAAAGUACAACGACAACGCUGGGAAGAACCUGAUGGAGCGCCUCCUUUGCAAGGAUCCGGCGGAGCGAAUCGGCUCGCGCGACGGCUGGCAGGAGGUGAAGGAGCACAAGUUCUUCAAGAUGACCGGCAGCAAAGGGGAUCUGUUUACGCAGAUCCUGGGCCGGGAGAUGAAUCCGCCGUUGAUGCCCGAAGGGGAGGAAUACUCGAAGGAAGCGUACUUGUCAGAGAAAGUCAGCAUGAGCGACAUCGAAGAGUUUGCGGACGAAGAGCAGCUUAAGGUCCAAGAGCACGCCAAGGCCGUCUGGAAAAAGCUGGAUCCAGAGGGUCAAGGAGUGGUUCAGACGGAGGAGUUGGCACUUCUCCUCGCCCAGACCGACUCCGACCUCAACAGGAACCAGAUCGACGCCCUCGUGGAGGCCGUCGACACGAAGGCGGAUGGAAUCACCUUCAAGACCUUCUGCGCCUUCCUGGAGCAAAGCGACCUCGAUGCGCACGCGGUGCUGCGCGCGCUGGAGAGCUGA
Messenger RNA from Symbiodinium sp. CCMP2592, 624 nucleotides. Lineage: Eukaryota; Dinophyceae; Suessiales; Symbiodiniaceae. The record is from the annotation of a GenBank genome assembly.